Messenger RNA from Canariomyces notabilis, 2165 nucleotides. Its product is annotated as UV-endonuclease UvdE. The transcript has 3 exons. Gene Ontology annotation, cellular component: mitochondrion; nucleus. Lineage: Eukaryota; Fungi; Ascomycota; Sordariomycetes; Sordariales; Chaetomiaceae. Gene Ontology annotation, biological process: nucleotide-excision repair; response to UV; mitochondrial DNA repair. The coding region runs from base 7 to 1827 and encodes 606 amino acids. The record is from RefSeq and is a predicted model, not a curated record. Gene Ontology annotation, molecular function: endonuclease activity.
GGGAAGAUGUUGGGCGUCAAGGUCGACGCCGACGAGGCUGAGAAUGAAGACGUGGUGCAGGGGCGACACGAAACGGUCAAGGAGGGGGUUCAACUCGCCAUCGAGGGGUUGGCGAGAAUGGAGCGCCGGCUGAUGACGGCGACAAAGAGACAGAAGCGAAAGGUGGAGGAGUCGCAGUUCUCGUCCUCAUUGCCCGAAAAGACCUCCGGCGACAUGGCACGCAUAGAGUCUGCCAGGGAAGUGAGCAUGAAGAUGCCCGAGCCGAAAGCGAAAGCGCAAGCGAAUACCCAGCAGCCCACCCCGCCAGAGAAGGACUCGUUCUUUGAGAAAGACAUCACCGAUGGACAAGGUUUAGACCCCGAGAGAAAACGAAUAGAUGCGCCCGAAGAAGCCUUCGACCUACCAGAGCGGGGCGCUGCACGACCUCCUCCCGUCAACAGCCCAUACCUCCCGCUGCCCUGGAAAGGCCGCCUAGGUUAUGCUUGCCUUAACACGUACCUGCGCUCAGCCAAGACGCCAGUCUUUGGUUCGCGCACCUGUCGUAUGGCUUCCAUAGUUGACCAUCGCUAUCCCCUCAGAGACCCUGACCAGCCCGAGCAUGCCGUGAAGAAUAGGCCGGACAAGUCCAAGGAUCCAGAAAUGGAGCUGGGCGAAAAGUUUCUGCAGAACCUUGGCCUGGCUAAUGCCAGAGACAUCAUCAAGAUGCUGCGGUGGAACGACAAGUACGGCAUCAAGUUUAUGCGCCUCAGUUCCGAGAUGUUUCCCUUUGCUAGCCAUCCGGAGCACGGUUACAAGCUAGCUCCCUUUGCUUCCGAGGUUCUCGCCGAGGUUGGCAAAGUAGCCGCUGAGCUGGGUCAUCGAUUGACCACACAUCCUGGCCAGUUCACUCAACUUGGCUCACCCCGUCAGGAGGUUGUUGACGCGGCGAUCCGGGACCUGGAAUACCACGACGAGAUGCUGUCUCUCCUUCGACUGCCCGAACAGCAGAACCGCGACGCCGUCAUGAUCCUGCAUAUGGGAGGCGUCUACGGCGACAAGGCCGCCACCCUCGACAGGUUCCGCAAAAACUACGCCAGGCUCACGCCCUCCAUCAAAGCCCGUCUGGUGCUCGAGAAUGACGACGUAGCCUGGAGCGUGCACGACCUGCUCCCCAUUUGCGAGGAGCUGAACAUCCCCCUGGUGCUCGACUACCACCAUCACAACAUCAUCUUCGACAGCACCCAGUGCCGCGAAGGCACCUACGACAUCAACCAGCCCGAGAUCAUGGAGCGCAUCGCCGCGACAUGGCGGCGCAAGGGCAUCAAGCAAAAGAUGCACUACAGCGAGCCCUGCCCCGGCGCCGUAACACCUCGAGACCGGCGAAAGCACAGCCCGCGCGUCAUGACGCUCCCUCCGUGUCCGCCAGACAUGGACCUGAUGAUCGAGGCCAAGGACAAAGAACAGGCAGUGUUCGAGCUGAUGCGCACCUUCAAACUGCCCGGCUUUGAAAAGAUUAACGACAUGAUCCCUUACGAGCGCGAGGACGAGCCGCGCCCCGCGCCGCAGAUUCCGAAAAAGAAGCAGAAGCCGGCGGUGAACCUGAAGCGGAAGCGGGCCCCGGAUGAGGACCCGAUCGACCUGAACGAUGUUGGCUCUGGUGCUGGUGAUCAGAUCGAAGUGAACACGGCAAGGGAGGUCCCGGAAGAGGAAAUCUCGAUGGGCGGGCCCGACAACAGAGUCUAUUGGCCCCCUGGCAUGAACGAUUGGCUGAAGCCACGCAGGAGGGGAGCCACUGGCAGGGCUGACAAGGCGGAUGGGAUACUAGAAGAGGAUCAUGAGGGAGUUUAGUAGUAUUAGCGCGUACUGUGUAGUACGUUCGUGGAGUUGUUCUGGGGUUUGGGAAUCAACUCUGCUGUUUUGACGCGGUUCGCUUGGUCGAUGGCAUUAUCGCACAGAUUUUUCUCGGGUUGAGGAGUUGACUGCGUUGGCGCCGUCGACGGCACCUGUAGACUGCAGGUGGCCGAGUCUAGUGGUGAAAACGUGGUUUGCUCCUUCCCCCAUCUCAAACGGUUUUGUUGCGAAGAAGUAACGGCCGCUAUCAUGAUGUAGCUCUACCUUAUCUAGGAUGUGGGCGCGCUGAUGACUGAAUUCAUCUUGAGUUAGGUAUACCAAGCAAUGCUAGAGGU